Messenger RNA from Rotaria sp. Silwood2, 1314 nucleotides. The record is from the annotation of a GenBank genome assembly. NCBI's taxonomy places the organism in Eukaryota, Metazoa, Rotifera, Eurotatoria, Philodinida, Philodinidae.
AUGCAAUUUAUUGUUCAUAGUCACUUAUAUUCCUACCAAUUAAAUAUUAAUAAAAUGUUUAAGAAGAAAUACACGAAAUAUUUUUUCAAAUCCAUAUGUGUAAUAUUUGUUUUUAUAUGGUUUUUAAUUACAUCAUCUUUUGUUGUGUCUGAGAAGUCAAAAGACUGCCCAACAUCAUCGGUUGGCUAUUUUCCUCAAUCAGUUCGAAUUCCUAGCAGUGUUUAUCGUUUAUCAAAAUUGAUUACAAAGCAUAAUAUCAGCUUACCAGUUAUUCCAACUGAAAUAACUGAUCCAAAUUUAAAUGUUUUAAGUGUGCGUGUAAGUCGAUUACGUUCAAGUGGUUCAGCAACAUUCAUUAUUACAAAACAACAGGACACAUUAAAUUUAGAUUUUUGGUGCUUAUUUGAUGAUCAAUUGAUUACUCCGGUGUACAUAUUUAAUGUUCAAAAAUCUAGUAAAUCAAUUUUCUUUUUCGAAUGUUCACUUCCAGAUUCAAUAAUUCAACGUUUAUGGUAUAAUCGAAUAAUAGAUCAAGAAAUAAAAAUUUAUCUUUCUACAUCAAGUAAAAUUCUUUUUCAAGGUUUUCUUGAUCUUCCAUGGUCAAAUUGGAUAGAACAAAAUGAACAAUCAUUAACAUUAUGUACACUCUCAUUAUACAGUAAUUUAACAUAUUUUACUCAAUGGAUUGAAUAUCAUCGUCUAGUUGGUAUUAGUAAAUUUGUUGUUUAUAAUAUUUCAAAUAUGAAUAAUCAAUUGUAUUCUAUAAUUAAUUUUUAUGAAGAAGGAUAUCCUGGUUUAAUUGAUAUUAUUCAAUGGCAUAAUUCUAUUGAUGAAAUUCAAUAUGAUUGUUUUUUACGUUAUGGAGAUAUUUCAGAAUGGAUAACAGUUAUUAAUAUAAAUGAAUAUUUAAUUCCACAAAUUCCUUAUGAUACGCUUCCAAGAUUAUUAACUGAGCAAUAUGGUAGAAAUUUACAAAUUUCUGUUAUGUUAGAAAAUCAAGAAUUUUGUUCUAAUACUCAAUAUCAAUUCACAGAAAAUGAAAUCAUAAUCGAACAUUAUGUCUUACGACAUACAGUUUCAAAUCGUUCAGUCAAAUAUUUUUAUCAACCUCGUGCUAUUGACUAUUUAUCAAUCCAUCGAGAUAAUAUAGAAACAAAGUUCUAUGAUCAAACGAAGAAAACUAUCGCGCUUGCACAAUAUCCAACCAUAGAACAUGGCAAAUCAUUUUCAAAUUGUGUAUUGGAUAAAAUCAUAGUAGAUACAAUGAUCCGAGAUCGAUUUGCUAAACGUUUAUUUGAUGAAAUCCAAAAAUAG